UCUAGCCACGAGCUGCAUCGGUAAAUUAAGUGAUGUUUAUGAGAUAAAAGUUCCUGGUAUGGAGGCCUUUUCUGUACCUUGUGAUUCGAGCUUAGCUGGAUCUGGAUGGACUGUCAUUCAGCGCCGUAAAGAUGGAUCUGAGAACUUUAAUAGAAACUGGACAGAUUAUCGUCAGGGAUUUGGUGACCUACGUGGAGAGUUUUUUAUUGGACUUGAGAAGCUGCACCUAAUAACUAAAUCGCAAAACCACGAGUUGUACAUUUAUAUGCGGGACUUUGAAAACCAAGUCCGAUAUGCCCGAUAUAAUAAAUUUUUCAUUGGCGACGAGAAGGAUUUGUAUGAGAUAAAAUCGCUUGGUACUUAUUCUGGAGACGCUCAAGACUCAAUGGACCCACAUAAGAAUAUGAAAUUCUCGACUCCAGAUCGCAAUAGUAAUACUUGUGCCAAAGGAUAUAAAUCCGGCUGGUGGUUUCAUAGUUGUUAUACCAGCAAUCUUAACGGAAUAUAUGAUAAAAAUGCAACUAAAAUCAAUGAUCCUGGUAUUAAGUGGAACAACUGGCAUACUAAGUCUCUUAAAUUUGUUCAAAUGAUGAUUAAACCAAAUUAAAAAAAAUGUUAAGCCGAAAA
Drosophila innubila is the source of this 627-nucleotide messenger RNA. Its product is annotated as fibrinogen-like protein 1. The coding region runs from base 59 to 607 and encodes 182 amino acids. The transcript has 2 exons. NCBI's taxonomy places the organism in Eukaryota, Metazoa, Arthropoda, Insecta, Diptera, Drosophilidae. The record is from RefSeq and is a predicted model, not a curated record.